AUAAACUAAUUAAAAAAAAAACAUUCCCGACUUGGAGUCGGAUAAAUAAAUAAAUCGUUCUACUUUAGAGGCGGCCAACAAUCAUGGUGCGCCGCCUCUUCACUUUGCUAGCCACGUUGCUAGCCUUGAGCUAUGGUUGCUAUGGGCAUGAUGCCUAUCAUGCUCUUACAAUGAACGAAAGAGAAGAAUGCGAAGACCCCGUAGGUUCAAGAACGGCGAGAACCAUUUACCAGAGCGUUGGAUAUGGAAGAUUAAAGGCUUUAAACACCCAGUUUAAUCCAAUUAAUUUCAGCUCAUACAGGGGUAAAGUCCUGAUGAUCAUCAAUGUUGCGACGUACUGAGGUUCAACAUACCAGUACCGUCAGCUUAAUGCACUGCAAACUAAAUAUGGAGAAAAUUUCCAAAUCCUCGCUUUUCCUUGCAACCAAUUUGGGCUUCAGGAACCAGGAGGAAAUCACGAAAUCCUAGCUGGUAUCAAGCAUGUCCGUCCUGGGUAUGGAUAUGUCCCAAACUUUCCUGUCUUCACAAAGAUUGAUGUAAACGGGAGAAAUGAACAUCCCAUUUAUAAAUAUUUAAAGUCCAAAUGUCCGCCUACACAAAGCGAUUAUUACACAAGUCGACUCCACUACGACCCCAUCCGGCCAAACGAUAUUGAGUGGAAUUUUCACAAAUUUCUGGUAGACAAACGAGGACACGUUAGAUUUACCUACAACCAUGGAAUACAUCCACAAGAUCGCAAAUUUAUCAGCGAUAUUGAAGCGUUAAUAAGAGAAUAAAGUGAAUUUUCAUCUACAUUGUUGUAGAACAGAGAUAAUUGUUGGUUCAUAAUCAUUCGUUUAUGCUAUUGUUGCUCAUUCAAAAUAUUGAAAAAGGGUAAAAAAAAAAUUGGACAAUAUUUUUUUAAUUUUCCCUAUAAUUAAACUAAAAAUAUGACCCAAAUAAUAUACGUAACCUAGAUGGAUCGUGCUCUUAUAUCACUCUGAGUUAUUGGACGAAUUCGACUCGAAAAUACAAUAUCAAACCUCUUCAGAAACUCUAUUUCCCCGAAGCCGUAGCCAAAUCAAAAAGCCUGGCACAUUCCACAAUUUCUUUCUCAAGUGUAAAAUUAACAAACAAUAAUCGACCCAGCGCAUUUGCCAGACUCCAAAAUGUAAUAUUUUACUUUUUCAUUUAUGCUUUUAAAUAUGAACUCUCCAUUUUUGUGUUUUAUCAAUUUUUCAAAGAAACCGUAUUUUUAUUUUCUCUGGCUGCACAAAUCGUUGUUACUUGAUGAAGGAAUCGAUGGAAACUUCUCUCGAGUGAUCGAUUCUUGAAAUAUCGGGUUCGUUCGUCUCUGAAAGGCAGGUUAAAACAAAAAUAAGAUCUCAGUGCAUUAAGGGCCUGUCUGGAAGAUAUGAACAACCGAUAGUAACAUGUUUUGUGUAAGAUUUUGAAGUAAAAAUACAAGUUGUUUAAAUGAUUAAAAAA
Molecule: messenger RNA, 1467 nt
Organism: Styela clava
Lineage: Eukaryota; Metazoa; Chordata; Ascidiacea; Stolidobranchia; Styelidae
Product: glutathione peroxidase-like
Biological process (GO): response to oxidative stress
Molecular function (GO): glutathione peroxidase activity
Source: RefSeq, a predicted model, not a curated record